Puccinia graminis f. sp. tritici CRL 75-36-700-3 is the source of this 582-nucleotide messenger RNA. RefSeq lists its product as uncharacterized. The record is from RefSeq and is a predicted model, not a curated record. The transcript has 7 exons. The coding region runs from base 1 to 582 and encodes 193 amino acids. NCBI's taxonomy places the organism in Eukaryota, Fungi, Basidiomycota, Pucciniomycetes, Pucciniales, Pucciniaceae.
AUGCCGGCAAUGUUCGUUACAUCGAUAGCACCCGCCGCAACCGCAACGGUUUUUCAAUACUCCCCAAACACUCCUGCAAGCGAUCUGGCGCCUCCACACGUGACGCUCGGCCUCAGUCCGAAGGGGAUCCCUUUGUCUCUUCUCCGACCUCCGCCGCCGACUCCUUCGUUACCCCGCAACGCUCUUGCUCUCAACCAACGCCAAGAAUCCUCCAAGGUCCUUGCCGUUUUCCAACGGUACGUCCCUUCGGAUCCCCCGCUUCUAGUAGUAGCCAUCGAUCGAUGCCAGGAUCCCCACCGACGUCCUCGUCGGCUCGCAAUCAUGCCUCCAUCGCAUCCGCCAAGCUCUGUACCGCGAUUGCGCUGUGGGCUUAUUCGCUCCUUCCGAUCAACGCCAAUAACUCUUGCUUUCGAUCAACGCCAAGCGCCCUUCCACGUCCUUGUCAUCUCGCCUCGCAGCUGUGCCUCCACCUUGGAGCGCUUUGUGUCUAAUGGUCGCCAAAUUUUGUUCGAUGCCGACAGUAUGAAUGCAAUCUCCUCCUACUAUGUCUACCAGGCUUUUGAGAAUGGUGUUGAUAAUUGA